Molecule: messenger RNA, 1131 nt
Organism: Athene cunicularia (burrowing owl)
Lineage: Eukaryota; Metazoa; Chordata; Aves; Strigiformes; Strigidae
Gene: POLG2
Product: DNA polymerase gamma 2, accessory subunit
Exons: 9
Coding region: 1-1095 (364 amino acids)
Biological process (GO): mitochondrial DNA replication
Cellular component (GO): cytoplasm; mitochondrion
Source: RefSeq, a predicted model, not a curated record
AUGCUUGACUACAGCUUUGAAGUAUUUAAGGUUGAAUCUGCAAGAACUGAGGUUGUAGAUUUCUUGGACUUAUGUCUGCUGCACCCGGAGACGCUGCGCCAAGCUCUCCCGGGCGGGGGCCGUAGCCCGGAGCCGGGCGGUCCGUCUCUGGAAGAAGUGCUGGGGAGCGCGGGGACGCUUCGCGAGAGCCUGCUUCCCGGUGCUCUGGCGCAAUAUGUUAGCUGCUUAGAACUGGUAAACAAAAGACUGCCUUGUGGCCUGGCUCAGAUUGGAGUGUGCUUUCACUCUCUUCCAGAAAGCAAACAGCACAAUGAAAACCUUACAAGAAUAGGCGAAAGGACCACGUCUUUGCUUGCAUGGUUUAGUUCUCCUAGAACUGCAGGACAGUGGCUUGAUUACUGGUUACGGAAGAGGCUCCAAUGGUGGAGAAAGUUUGCAGUUGGCCCAUCUAACUUCAGCAGCAGUGACUUUGAGGAUGAAGAAGGAAGAAGAGGAUUUAAUUUACAUUACAGCUUUCCUUGGGGGACAGAAACAAUAGAAACAUUGAAGAACCUUGGAGAUAGCGAACUAUUACAGAUGUAUCCAGGGGAUAGUACAAAAUUACUUGGCCGAGAUGGAAGGAAGAAUGUUAUUCCUCAUGUUCUGUCUGUGAGUGGAAAUCUGGACCGAGGAGUAUUAGCUUAUCUCUUUGACUCUCUACAGCUAGUGGAGAAUCCGUUUACAAAAAAGAAAAAUUCACAGAGAAAGGUACUUAAGCUUCAUCCUUGUUUAGCACCUGUUAAAGUGGCCUUGGAUAUAGGAAAAGGUCCAACCACGGAGCUGAGACAGGUUUGUCAAGGAUUGUUCAAUGAACUGUCAGAAAAUAGAAUUUCUGUAUGGCCGGGUUACCUUGAAACCAUGCAAGUAUCUCUGGAACAGCUUUAUACAAAGUACGAUGAGAUGAGCGUUCUCUUCAUGGUCUUGAUAACUGAUACCACUCUGGAGAACGGAGUGGUCCAGCUGAGAAGCAGAGACACUACCAUGAAGGAAAUGAUGCACAUUUCUAGGCUAAAGGACUUUUUAACUAAGUAUGUAACAUCAGCCAAAAAUGUAUAAACUUAAAUUUGUUGAAUAAAAGGAAUUUCUUAAACA